UUCGACUUUGUAGAUAUGCGCCACGCCACAGAUUACCAAACUACUGCUUAAGACUGCAGUCUAUUUAUCUAUGGCUAUCUAGUCUUUAUCUAUAUCUAUGAGACUGUGAUCUGUGUUGAGAAUCAAAACAAAUCAUUUUUAGCGGUGUUCUGCGACUUUCGGCAUAGAUAAAGACAAGCAUUUUCGGCCUCUAACACCUUAUUUACUCUGAAAAUGUCUCAGAAAGUGGACUGGGCCAACUUUGUGGCUCAAACCGAAGCCAACUUGCCGAACGUGAAAGACAAAGCAGACGAUUCCGAUGAUGAAGCGCCAGAAAACCAGGCCGAGGCCAGUUUAUUGGCGAAAAUCAUCCGGAAAGGGCUGGUGGCUAACAAGAACGACAUUGAGGUGCAAAGGCAGGAUCCCAAGUCGCCUCUUUACUCGGUGAAAACGUUCGAAGCCCUUAACCUCAAACCCAAUCUGCUGAAGGGCGUUUAUGAGAUGGGGUUCAAUGCGCCGUCGAAGAUUCAAGAAAUGGCGCUUCCCACUUUACUAGCUGAUCCGUGCCAGAAUUUAAUCGCCCAGGCCCAGUCAGGAACUGGAAAAACAGCUGCUUUCGUCCUGGCGAUGCUCAGCCGAGUGGUCCCCGAUAAACAUUAUCCGCAGGUUUUGUGUCUCUCACCUACCUACGAGCUGGCGAUCCAGACCGGUGAAGUCGCGGCCAAUAUGGCAAAGUUCUGUCCGGAAAUCGAAAUGCGAUUUGCUGUGCGAGGGGAGAUGCUUCCCAGAGGCACAAAAAUCGCUGAGCAUAUAGUGAUCGGCACGCCUGGAAAGGUGCUCGACUGGACCAAACAGAAGCAUUUAGAUCUCAAGAAAAUCACCGUGUUUGUGCUCGACGAAGCGGACGUGAUGAUCGAUCAGCAGGGGCAUCAAGAUCAAUGCAUCCGAAUUCACAAAGAUUUGAGCGCUUCGUGUCAAAUGCUGUUCUUUUCAGCCACCUAUUCUCAAGAAGUGAUGGACUUUGCCGAACAUAUCGUAAAGAAUCCCAUAGUAAUUCGUCUGCGACGCGAAGAAGAAAGUCUCGACAAUAUCGGCCAGUACUAUUUCAAAUGCUCGACUGCAGAUGAAAAGUACAAUGCCCUCACCAAUAUUUACGGUACUUUAAGUAUAGGACAAGCUAUUAUUUUCUGUCGGACGAAAAAAAUGGCCGAAUGGUUGUCGCAAAAAAUGAGCAAUGAUGGUCAUGCUGUUGCCAUUCUAAGUGGAGAUCUCACCGUAGAGCAGCGAAUUAAUGUUCUGGACCGCUUUCGGGAAGGAAAAGAAAAAGUGCUGAUAACCACCAAUGUUUUAUCCAGAGGAAUUGAUGUGGAGCAAGUGACCAUUGUGGUGAACUUCGAUCUACCCGUGAAUGUGGAAGGAAAAGCGGACUGUGAAACUUACCUGCAUCGAAUUGGCCGAACCGGACGUUUUGGCAAGAAAGGCCUGGCCAUUAACCUGGUAGACUCGGACAGCUCUAUGAAAAUACUGCGGGACAUCGAGGAGCACUUUGGAAGGAAAAUUCAGUAUCUCAAUGCGGAUGAUUGCGACGAAAUUGAAAAAAUCGGUCAAUAAGGUUAGGGUGGGAUGGGGUGGGGUCGGAUAUCGCCAGCAUUAUUGGGUAAUUAAGAUCGAAUUCAUUUCAGUUUACUGUGAUUGUUCCAAUAAAGGUUAAUUUUUUUAAAUAA
Dendroctonus ponderosae (mountain pine beetle) is the source of this 1703-nucleotide messenger RNA. It is a transcript of the gene Dbp80, whose product is annotated as DEAD-box helicase Dbp80. Gene Ontology annotation, biological process: poly(A)+ mRNA export from nucleus. Gene Ontology annotation, molecular function: RNA binding; RNA helicase activity; ATP binding. The record is from RefSeq and is a predicted model, not a curated record. The coding region runs from base 214 to 1590 and encodes 458 amino acids. Gene Ontology annotation, cellular component: cytoplasmic stress granule; nucleus. NCBI's taxonomy places the organism in Eukaryota, Metazoa, Arthropoda, Insecta, Coleoptera, Curculionidae. The transcript is spliced from 8 exons.